AUGAAUAAUACAACGUCAAGUCCAGUGGUAGAAAGUGAACCAGAAAUUCUUGUCUUCGAACAUUUCUACGAGAGACAGAUUUUUGCGGCAAUUGUCAUCACUGUGUUCAUUCUUGGCACAAUUGGUAACAGCUUCGUCAUCGUCGCUGUUGGUUUAUCCAAGAAACUCCGAACGACCACCAACGUCUUUGUUGUCAAUUUGGCCGUCGCUGACCUACUGACCUGCUUCGUCCUGCCCUGGCAGGCUGUGGCGGUCCUGGGAGGAGAUGACUGGCCGAUACCGCGGGCACCAUGGGUUUGCACUGCUACUGCCUUCGUCAUCUUGGUCACAAUCGGAUGCAGCAUGAACAACCUAGCUCUGAUCGCAGUCAACCGUUGGGUGGGCAUCACCAAGUCUCGCUUCACCACCCGUCGCAUCUACACCGCCCGUAAGCUCGCUCUGAUGGUCAUCUUCUCCUGGGCUAUACCGCUCGUUUGCGGCCUGACGCCUGUUAUGACAGACUUUGGUGAACUGGGCUUCGAAAAGCUGUACAAAUCCUGCACAUGGCUUUUAUCAAAUCCGUACACUAGAACCCACAGUCUGGUAACUGCAGGAAUCUACUACCCAACACAACUGAUUGUUAUCACUGUCAGUUACAUUUCCAUUUUUAACUACGUUCGUAAGACGUCACAAGAGACGAUGAUAUCGACACAAGGAAACGAAGCGACGAGAAUACGAAUCUUUAAGAGACAACUUGACGUCACCAAGAACUUGGUGCUUGUCGUCUUGGCGUUUAUUAUUUGCUUCACGCCCCGCUUCGUUUCAUUUAUAAUCUCCCCAAAAUGGAUCUACAAAUUCGAGAUCUGGAGUGCUACCAUUUUGUUCAGCAACAGCAGCGUCAACCCCAUCAUAUACGCAACCUCUCACCCAGACUUCAAACAACUUAUCGGUCACCUGAUAAGGUAUCGGCAAACCCCCCAAGAUGAUCCAAGUCAGAGGAUAAGAGCAGCAGAAUACACCAUCAGCGCCUCUACCAACCAGGAAUGCCAAGAGCACGAAGACCACAGAAUGUGA
Patiria miniata (bat star) is the source of this 1053-nucleotide messenger RNA. RefSeq names its product protein trapped in endoderm-1-like. The record is from RefSeq and is a predicted model, not a curated record. Bases 1 to 1053 code for a protein of 350 amino acids. Gene Ontology annotation, biological process: G protein-coupled receptor signaling pathway. The transcript has a single exon. Lineage: Eukaryota; Metazoa; Echinodermata; Asteroidea; Valvatida; Asterinidae. Gene Ontology annotation, cellular component: membrane. Gene Ontology annotation, molecular function: G protein-coupled receptor activity.